Molecule: messenger RNA, 6523 nt
Organism: Dromaius novaehollandiae (emu)
Lineage: Eukaryota; Metazoa; Chordata; Aves; Casuariiformes; Dromaiidae
Gene: MRAP2
Product: melanocortin 2 receptor accessory protein 2
Exons: 3
Coding region: 4293-4976 (227 amino acids)
Biological process (GO): protein localization to plasma membrane; regulation of adenylate cyclase-activating G protein-coupled receptor signaling pathway
Cellular component (GO): endoplasmic reticulum; plasma membrane
Molecular function (GO): signaling receptor regulator activity; type 1 melanocortin receptor binding; corticotropin hormone receptor binding
Source: RefSeq, a predicted model, not a curated record
UUGCCAACAUGUUGAUGAUAUCCAGUGGUGCAUGUAGUCCAACUGCAGCAGUGUUUGAUGCUUCAGUGCUGCAGGUUAGAGAUGUAGCUUUUGUGCAAAUACAGCCUGGCAGAGUCAAACUAGCUUGCUCAGGUACCACUAGCAGGCAGGCCGUGACCUUAUGAACUUUCACACACAUUAUAAACAAGUUAUUGAUGGGCUUAGACAUGAGCCCUGCACUGUCACACAAGGGCUGUUGCCUGUAACUGAUUGUAACCAACUAGCUUAGAGGUGGCUUUGCUGUCACUCCAGGAGUUGCAGUCAUGUCUGCACUGUGAGUAUCUGGGUAUCCGUCGACAUCUCAUAGUCUGCAGAGAGACCAAGCCAGUGCUCCAGAAGAAGGCCGUGAGUGCCUGCCCCUUUUAGUUGACAAGAGGCUAACCUGCCUGAAUCUCUUGGUUUGCAGCACUGAGUACAGCCCUGCUUUGGGGUUUCUUGAGUGAUCAAAGUGAAGCUUUUUAUUGCUCACUUACUUGCUCUUGAAAGAAAUGAGCCAGGGCGAGGAAAGGCUGUCUGCAUCCAUACACAUCAAAGUCAGCAGAGGGGCUUUCAUGUUUGCCUUAAACAAGCCAUCCCCAGCCCCUCCAAAAAACGCCCAAUAAGGCCAAUUAGAGCGGCUCCCUGUCCUGCCUCAGAGCUGUGGGAUGAAUCACUGCUGUCCAGUCACUUCAGAAAGAGCACCUGACUGUGUCCCCUGGGGGAAUUCCUGCCCAGCAGCUCUUAGCUGGCUCUUGGAGUCCCUCCCUGACCUGCUGCUGUCUGGUGGAUGCACAGGGACAGGCUGCUGGCCAGCCAGUGUGCCAGCUCACCCUGCUUUUUCUUCCUGGGGAGAUGCAAGGUCUCUGUAUUCUCCUUUCACUCCGCUGCUUGUUAUUAAACUAUGUUAGGCUGGCUUUUAAAGUAGUAUAAAGGCUUGUUUUAGCAAGUUUUAGGUUGAGAUUUUAGAGGCAUUUUGGUCAGAUGAGGCUUACAAAUGAGGUGAGAACUAGGAUAGGACCAUGUUUAUGCUUAGCUCUACUGGAUCAUUUAGAGACGUACCUUAAAUGUCGCAUAAAGCCUGAGGCACAGGUUAGUCUGGGAGCUGGAGACCCAGGUUUCCUUCAGCAUCUCUCCCUCUGAUAGUGGCUUAUCUACAAAUGAAUCUUCCGCAGUCUAGAAAUGCUCAUAUUCAAUGGUGCAGCAUUGGUGCUUCUAGCCCUAACCUAAGGGUAAAAUAGGACAGAUUCUUUGCAUCUUAGAAGUAACUGUUUUCUUCCCCACAGAUCGUAAAUGGAUACUAGUGACAAGAUUGGGAGGGAGAUCUGCCUGUGGCCAAAUUAAUAACAACUGCUCGUGUAUGAGGUGGAAGAAGGAACAUUUUUAGGGCUUUUCAUAUACAUUCUGAAUUUUUCCACCUGCAGAUUCCUGUUAAGCUUUUCUUGAAAUACUAAAAGGAAGUGACAGUGAACACUGGUGAAGCAAUAUAAGAAUAUUUAAAUAGAAGAUUCAUCUAGAAGGCUAUAAAAGAGAAAAGCAGCCCCUGAAAGAGGCAUAUGCUAAUUAAAUUUGAUAAGAAACAAAUUAUCAAGACAACAGGGGUAUGAGGGCUGAGUCACAAAAAUGAAACACAAAAGACAAGUGACAGAGCUCCUGAGCUGGGAGAAAACUAGGACAAGAGUCUUACUUUAUUCUGUACCAUUUGUUUCUUCCAGGAGGCAGCAGUUACCUUGGCAGAUUAAAAACAAGAAAAACUCCCUCUAAAGCUUAAUUAGAAAUUCUCUGUCUUAUUCCAGGAAAAAAGGAAACAAAAUUUUUCUGAGUCACUGAAAAAGCCAAGGAGGAGCUUUACUGUUAUCGCAAGUGCUUAAAAUUAGACUUACCUUUUUCUAUCGUUUUCCUUAACAGUUGGAAGUAGCGAAUUGGAAACAUCCUCAGCCAUGAACUGGAUUGUCCAUUGCAGCCCCAAAGCUAUCUUAUCUUCUCCUUUUUCAUGCUUCAUGCUAGUUAGUCCAGCUGGGAGCUUUCUGAGCAGCUAAAGGAGAGUGGGGGUGAUGUGAAGCACCUUAUCCUACCUCCCCUUUAGGCUUCUCAAAGACCAAAGCAAAAGGGGGUGGGCAUUUUUUUAACUGUUGAUGAGUUGCAGAUCCUGAAAACUUGCUAGUUUGAGUUUGAAAAAGAGACUUGUUUGUAAUUUUGAAGGAUGUAUCACUUUUCAAAUUUUGGUGUGUAUGAAGUUUACUUUUUCAGGUGUACUUCAAUAUGGUAAAAUACUUGCAGAAGGAGUACACAGCUGGUAAGAACUUGUUUGUAAAUUUGAAAGACUGUUCAUACUCCCCAGGUGAAUUUGUGUUCCUCGCUUUGUGCCUGAUUCCCAUUCUUCAUGUGUUGCCUUUGUAGCACUUGAACAACGUACUUUACUUGCACAGCCUUAUUGAAUCUAAUUAUCCUUAGCUAAAACUUCAGUCGUUCUUGUUUUGAGUGAAAUGGCUGCUUAGGGCCCUUCUGUUCAACAGGCUUUAUUUGUCUUUGACUUCGUGCGCUGAGAAGUUUCAUUGUCCCCAGAAUAACUACUUGCAGCAGUUUCAUGAACUGCAUGAAGUCGUCAACCUGCUGGGUUUUAAUUGAAUGCAAAAUUACCCAAAGCUCAAUUUACUUUUAGAAAAGCAUUGCACAGUUUCUUAGGGAAUGCUAUUUGUCAUGCGUUGCAAGUUAGGUGUUCUGAUUCCAGCUGCUGCAGCAGAUGUUUGUGCAGAGAUUCUUUUGUUGUGCGUAGAAUUGUCUAAUAUUCUGAGAAUUACUCUGCAAAAUUCAACACUCUGGUGUGGUGUUGUGGUAGACAGAAAUAUCUGCUAAGCUAAUUUUGAUGAUGCUUAAUGUUGCAUUGCUUUUUUUAUUGUUGUUAAUCUGUGGGGAAAAUGACUCCUGUUUUAUUUUCCUUCUGUAGAAGCAUAUUGAAGCUUCUUAUCACAGAAGAAUUUAGAUUGGAAAGGACUUCUGGCAGUCAUCUCGUCCAACCUCCUGCUCAAAGCAAGUCCAAUUAGAUCAGGCUGAGAUUUUGUAGCCAGUUCUAGUGCUUGGCCACCCUUACAGUGGGGGAAAAAAAAAUUUCAUCUCAUUGAAAUUUCCUGUGUUAUAACUUGCGCCUGUUGCUUCUUGUCCCAUUACUCUGUCCCUCUGAGAAGAGACUGGCUCUGUCUUCUCUACACCCACUGACUGUGGUUGCAGCUGUAGACAUCAAUAAGGUCUCCCCUGAGCCUUCUCUUCUCCAGAGUGAAGAAACUCAGCUCUCUCAGCCUCUCUUGUAUCCUGUGCUUCAACCCCUUGACCAUCUUGGUGGGCCUCCGCUGGACUAGUUCCAACAUGUAUCUUUCUGGUAUUGAGUACAAAACUGGACACAUAUUCCAGAUGCAGUCUCACCGGUGCUGAAUAGAGGAAAAGAAAUGCUUCUCUUGACCAGCUAGCUACACUGUUGCUAACACUGCCCAGUAUAUGCUUGGCUGCCUUUGUCACAAAGUCCUUUUCUGCAGAGCUGCUCCCCAGCCAGUCACCCCCCUUCCUGUACUGCUGCAUGCAGUUAUUCCCUUCCAGAUGCAGGACUUCACAUUUGCCUCACAUCCUCACGAGGCUCCUGUGAGCCCGUUACUUCAGCUUGUCCAGGUCCCUCUGAAUAGUGGCCUGCCCUGCAGCCUGUUGCCUGUUCUCCUCACCAUCUGUGAACUUGCUGCGAGUGCGCUCCCUCUCGUUGUCCAUGUCUUUAAGAUAGAUGCCAAAUGGUAUCGGCCCCAUUAUGAGUUCUUGAGGGGCACCACUAGUUACUGGCUGCUAGCUAGACUUUGUAUGACUGAUCAUGAACCUUUGUGCCUGGCAGUCCAGCCAGUUUUCCACCUUGAUUUUCAUCCAAAUACCCAUCCUAAGCUGUUGGAUUCUGAAGCUGGUAAUCUUUGGUAUUUACUGUUUUUUUUGUCUGUUUUCCAGCUAGAAAACCUCUAUUCUGUCUGAGGACUCUGUUUUUGAUACUUUGUAUGUUGACGCAUCUCUGGAGAUGAACAUAGAUUCUCUCUUUCCGUUGAAGAGAAACUUGGUGUUGGCAGGUGGUUGGUGAGCAAGGACUGAUGAAGGAGUGGGAAGGGAUGUGAUGCCUUAUCUGAUGGGGCAGUGAUAUUAUUUUUUAAAGGAACAGGUGAGAGAGAGCUUCUGUAAGAGUGAGUGGCUCUUGGAAAGAUGAGGAAGAGUGAAUUCCAUAAAUAAGAAAGGAGUCUGUGCAAAAUCAAAAGAUGUGCUUGUUUUUGCUAUUAAUGCAUUUUGUAUCCACAGGUAUAUAUUUAUUCUGGUUCAAGAUGUCUGCCUCGAGGUUGGUUUCUAACAGAACUUCCCAGCAGGCCUUAUCUAACUCCGAUUACACUUGGGAGUAUGAGUACUACGAGUAUGGACCAGUGUCAUUUGAAGGACUGAAGGCUCAUAAAUAUUCCAUUGUGAUUGGAUUUUGGGUCGGUCUUGCAGUUUUUGUCAUCUUCAUGUUUUUUGUCCUGACCCUGCUGACAAAGACAGGAGCACCACAUCAAGACAAUACAGAACCUUCUGAAAAAAGAUUUCGUAUGAAUAGCUUUGUGGCAGAUUUUGGAAGACCUCUAGAGUCAGAAAGAGUCUUUUCUCAUCAAAUAGCUGAAGAAUCUCGGUCACUUUUCCAUUUCUGCAUUAAUGAAGUGGAACAUUUGGACAAAGGAAAACAAAGUCACAGAGGUAUGGGCCUGGAGAGUAAUACUCACUUCCAGGAAGUUCCCAGGAGCAGUGGAAGAUUUGAGGAGGACCUGAACUGUCUCACGAAAUUUAACAUUCCUAAUUUUGUAAAUACUGAGCAGAACUCUUCACUAGGUGAGGAUGAGCUUCUCAUCUCGGAACGACCUAUCAUUUUAGAAAGCAAAUCUGUCAUGCAAUCUUCCCAUCGGAUCCUUGACUGAGAAGUCUUUUACUUUAACAUAAAAAUUCCCAUUAUUGUCCAGUUGAAAGCCCUUCUCAGCCUUUUGGCUAUUUGACAGAAGGUAUUUCAGACCUGUGCUCUUUAUUGUGAAUACUGGCUGUGCUGACAGAACUCAGCUUAGACCAGAAGUAAAAUACUGAAUGCUUUAUUCUGAUGUCUUCUGUGGUUGGAGCCCCUUUCUCAGCAUUGUUUUUGCUUCCUGUUUUUUGUUUUGAAAUGACUGCUUAUAUCCAGCUUUCUUAAUAUCAUAAUGAUUUGUGGUGACUGUGAAAGCUGGAGCCUGGCUCUGGGAGGGAUGUGAAAACUCUCCUUGGCCAAGAAAGACUGAAGCAAGGAAUAAACAGGCAGCCCUUGGGGGUGUUCUGCACCUUCUGCCACCCCCAAAAAGGAUGACUGAAACUGUGAGCAGCACGGUGGUAUCUGCCUGGCAUUAAUUUCUACUUCUGUUUCCUAACUGUUUUUAGAUGCAGCUGAAACUCGGUUUACAAAGCAUCCAAAGAGACUACCUUGCAUAUUAAAUUGUACAGUUAGUGUUCACAAAAUGCUACCACCAUCUGCUGCUGAAUAAAAGCAGAUUGAUGCCUGUAGUUAUGGUACUUCAGAUUGACAUUCUGACAGUUGCACAGUGAUGACCAGGAAUUAGUGUUUUACACAAACAUUAAUUUGAUUUUAUUGCCUAUAUGAAUGUCUGAGUUGGUAAGUGCAGGAUUCAGUAGCAAAGUCAUAGGAAAUCAGAUGAAAACUAUUCUUUUUUUGCCAGUAGAAUUACUGUAUGCAAAUAGUAGUGGUGUGUUAAGCUGUCAUUACACUUUGCUUAUGGACUGGGCCUCUGUAUGCUUUUUGGCUCUAGAAACUGCCCUCUUUUGACCAGUGGUCCAGUGAAGGGCUAUCAGGCCUUUGAGUUGUUUUGAGAGAGCCAGCUCCAAGAAUGUGGUUGAGCUGUGCUUGCUCCGUCAUCAUCUUGUACUCAGUUGGGAUGGUAUUGCAAACACAGCUGCUCUCCUAGGGAGAGGUUUGCUAAGGAAAUGAAGAAGUGGGUUUUUUUUAGUUCUUUUUGUUUGUUGUUUUUUGGGUAUGUUUUUAAGACUAAAGUUCUGAACCUUAGCCAGUACUUAAAAGUACUUUUCAGCUUUUUGCUGAGCUGCAUAGCUGAUGCCCAAAUGGUUUUACAGCAACUGCAUGGGAUGCAGAAAAACCAGGUUCAAAGCCUUUGCUGGAUUUGGAGUAAGUGUGCUGCGGGAAGCUCCUAAAAAAACUCAAACUAGUGGAUUCAAGAUACUGUGCCUAAUCUGGUUUUCUUGAAAGUAAUCUGCUUUGUACGUAACAUGUUUUGUGUUAGAGUGAAAAUGUAGCAGUGACCUGCUGGUAUGUGCUUUAGACACUUGUGAAUUCUUCCUUAUCCUUCACCUGACAAAUAGAAGAAAUAGCAAAUGAGUUGUGUGUUUAAGGAAUACAGGGGUGAGGAAAGAGUAACUCCUCACUUGUUUUAAUGUCCUAUGUCUUUAUUAUAAAUGACUUAUACCUACA